This is a messenger RNA of Larimichthys crocea (large yellow croaker), 5077 nucleotides long. It is a transcript of the gene itga2.2, whose product is annotated as integrin, alpha 2 (CD49B, alpha 2 subunit of VLA-2 receptor), tandem duplicate 2. Gene Ontology annotation, cellular component: external side of plasma membrane; integrin complex. Gene Ontology annotation, biological process: integrin-mediated signaling pathway; cell-cell adhesion; cell-matrix adhesion. NCBI's taxonomy places the organism in Eukaryota, Metazoa, Chordata, Actinopteri, Sciaenidae. The transcript is spliced from 30 exons. Gene Ontology annotation, molecular function: integrin binding. The record is from RefSeq and is a predicted model, not a curated record. Bases 169 to 3723 code for a protein of 1184 amino acids.
AUCACACCCUUUGAUAACAGCAGGUUCAAAGUUUGGGUUGGCAGGUAACGGAGGGAGAGCUCAAGUCCUUAUUUAGAAAGCCUAUCCGGCGCGUCACUGCUGACUCUCCAACCCCAACUUUGUCAAGUGCGGCGGCUUCAUUUAAUCACUAAUGGAAUAAAGACGACGAUGGAGUUCUCCUGUGGGAAUAUCUUCCUCUUUAUAGUUGUCAUCACUGACAGAAUCUGGCACUCACAGUCCUUCAACGUCGGCACGGCAGGUGCUAAGAUUUUCAGCGGACCAGCAGUGGAAGAGUUUGGCUACACAGUACAACAAGCGACAAACCAUGAAGGCAAAUGGCUCCUGGUUGGUGCUCCAUGGAGUGGUUUCAGUCGAAACAGGAAGGGGGAUGUUUACAAAUGUCCAGUCUCAGGGUCCAGAAACAGCUGCGACAAGCUGAAUCUUCAAGAUUCUCUUAGUAUUCCAGAUGUUAAAAAUGUCAACAUCAACAUGAGCCUGGGUUUGACUCUUACCCGAAUGCCUGGAGUCAAUGACUUGAUGAUGUGCGGCCCUAUUUGGGGACAGCAGUGCGGCAAUCAGGACUUCUACCCAGGAAUAUGCGCAAAAAUGAACGCACUCUUUCAGCCUCAAUCUGCUUUCUCUCCUGCUGUCCAGACAUGUGGAGGUCCUAUGGACAUCGUGAUUGUUCUGGAUGGAUCCAACAGCAUUUAUCCUUGGGGUCCAAUGACCUUAUUCCUCCAGAAUUUAAUACCUGCGCUCGAUAUCGGGCCCCAAAGCACACAGGUCAGCGUCGUUCAGUAUGCCGUUUAUCCCAAGUUUGAAUUCAGACUGAACCAGUAUAGAACAAAAGAUGAAGUGAUAGCUGCAGCAUCCAGAAUCACACAAAUGUAUGGUCACUCUACUAAUACCUUCCAUGCCAUUCAGUAUGCCAGUGAGCAUGGUUUCAGACAAGUCAAUGGCGGACGACCAGGCGCUGCCAAGGUAUUAGUUGUCGUCACAGAUGGGGAGUCUCACGAUAAGGCUUUCAGAGACACAGUCAUUGCAGACUGUGAGAGACAAGGCAUCACCCGCUUCGGUAUCGCUGUCCUGGGUUACUACAUCAGAAACAACAUCGACACAAAGAACCUGAUAGAAGAAAUCAAAUCCAUUGCCAGUUUACCCACAGAGAAGUACUUCUUCAAUGUGUCAGAAGAGGCAGCCCUCUCCACCAUUGCUGGAACGUUGGGAAACCGCAUCUUUAACAUCGAAGGCACUGGCAAAGGGGGCGAUAACUUCAAGAUGGAGAUGUCCCAGGUUGGAUUCAGCGCUCACUAUGCCAGCCAACAGGGUGUGAUGAUGCUGGGAGCAGUGGGAGCCUAUGCUUGGAGCGGGACCGUCGUCCAUCAAAAAGGGUCAAAUGCAGAUAUUCUACCUUUCUCAGCCUUUGAGAGAACACUUCAAGACAGAAACCACAGCUCAUUACUGGGUUACUCUGUCACCACACUGAGCGAUGGGCCUACAGAAUACUUUGUGGCUGGUGCACCUCGCUCCAACCACUCCGGACAAGUUAUUGUCUACACUGUCAAUGCCCAGAAGCAAUCUACUAUCAUAGAUUCAGAAAGAGGGAAACAGAUUGGGUCAUACUUUGGAAGCGUCCUGUGCUCCCUGGAUGUGGAUAAAGACGGGGUGACAGACCUCCUACUGGUCGGUGCACCAAUGUUCAUGAGUGAGCAGAAGAGAGAAGAAGGCAAGGUCUACCUCUUCUCUGUCACAAAGGGUAUACUGAACGAGCAGGGAUUCCUCAGUGGUCCGUACUCAGCUGAGAACGCACGUUUUGGGAUGGCCAUCUCUGCCAUUCCAGACUUAGACCUUGACGGUUACAAUGAUGUUGUAGUUGGAGCCCCGCUAGAGGACAAAGGAAAAGGUGUCAUCUACAUCUACAACGGGGACAAGAAGACAUUAAACAAGGAGUUCUCACAGAGGAUCCUCGGCUCCAAACUGGAUCCUCAGUUGCAGUAUUUUGGAAGGUCCCUAGAUAGCUUUAAGGAUCUGAAUGAUGAUUCACUCCCCGACAUCUCAAUUGGUGCAUACGGCAAAGUGGUGCAGCUCUGGUCCAGAGGUGUGGCGUCUGUCAGUGCUAAAGCUUCUUUCAACCCCAAUAAAAUCAAUAUUUUCAACAAACCCUGUGACAUUAAUGGACGCAAGCUUACAUGUUUCAACAUCAACCUCUGUUUCAAUGCUGCAUUUAGGCCAAAGAAUCCUGUUGGACCCAUUGCUAUAUCCUACAAUUUGACUCUGGAUGCUGACUUGCAAGCUUCACGAGUGACGUCAAGAGGACUUUUCACUAAAAACAACGAACGCUUUCUCACAGAAAAGGCAAAAAUAUCAUCUGCACCCCUGUGUAAAGACUUUCAGGUUUAUGUUCAGGAGGCCCCAGAUUUCGUCAAUUCCCUUAGUCUGAAAGUAGAAAUUGAGCAGCAGAAUGCCGAUGUGAACCCUGUCCUCGAUACAUUUUCUCCAAGUGCCUGGGAGUUCUUUAUACCCUUCACAAAAGACUGUGGCUCUGAUGACGUGUGUGUCAGUGAUCUGGUGCUGAGUGUGAAGACAGACACAAAGGCGUCCAGCUCUGCUCCCGUUCUGGUCAGCGCUAAUAACCGAGAACUGUCAUUCGAAGUUGUUGUGAAGAACAAAAAGGAAAAUGCAUACAACACACAGGUGUUGGUCACGUACUCCAGCAACCUCUACUACUCUUCCGUCUUCCCUCCUACAGAUGGAGUCAAAUGUACUUCAACACAAACUCAAACUGUCACCUGCCAAGUGGGAUACCCAGCAUUAAAAAAAGACGAAGAGAUGAAAUUUCAGAUCAAUUUUGAUUACAAUUUUGAACAACUGCAAAACCAAGCUGUGGUGAAAUUUGAGGCCAAGAGUGAUGGUAAAGAGGAAAGACCUGCAGACAACAAGGUGGACUUAUCCAUUCCCAUUCAAUAUGAUUCAGGGGUUGUUCUAUCUAGGCAGUCGAAUAUAAAUUUCUACGUGGCAGACACCGCCACUCCAGUGGUAACAACAGUGAAAACUCUAGAUGACAUCGGCCCAGAGUUUAACUUUACAAUGAAGGUUUCAACUGGUAACUUCCCUGUCAACCUCCUGUAUCUGACCAUUGCUCUGCCAAUGACCACUAAAGGUGGAAACAAGCUCCUCUAUGUUACCAAAGUGGACACACAAGGAGGGUCUGUCACCUGUGAUACUACCGACCUGGUUGAUCCACUGAAGAUCGGUGUGAAGAGCCAUGUAGUAUCGUUCUCUGAGGAGAACCUCCGAGGCACGGAUAAACUGGACUGCAAGAGUGCAAAUUGCAAGUAUAUCACAUGUAUCCUCAAAGACACUGAAGUUAAGAGCGACUACUUUGUCAAAGUUAAAACAAGGAUCUGGAGCGGCACGUUUAUUUCGGCCACCUAUCAAGCCAUUGUGCUGACCUCCACUGUUGAUGUCAAGACCUCCGACCCUGAUCUGCUCAUUAUCGGCCUCAAACAGCUUCCAGUGGAGGUGACAAUCAGUAAACCUGGAGAGAAAGGUGAUGUUCCAGUGGGAGUGAUAGCUGGCAGCGUCAUUGCUGGACUGCUGCUAUUGGCUCUAGCUGUUGGACUCCUGUGGAAGUUUGGGUUUUUCAAAAGAAAAUACAAGCAGCUUCAGAGGGAGGAUGAUGAAGACGGGCAGAGUCACGCACACAUCGAUGAAGUGCUGUGAACUGAAGAGAAAAAACACUUUUCUUUCUUCACUGGAUUGUUCCCAGUACGGAUACUGGUACUUGUCACUGGUUCUUGUAAAGUGCAAAUGGACUUUGGCUCAAUCACUGGAAGUCUAGCAUUUUAAUCAAAGAGAAGCUGUUCAGUUUUUGGAUAACGUUUUACAGAUGAGUCUUUAUUUUCGAGCUGUGUGAAUUGUACAUUGACUGUUUGUUAUUAUGCACUGACUUUGAAUAAUGUAAAUAUGACAGAACAUUUAACAAAGCGUUUCUUUGGCUUUGCCAUCAUGAGUUUUACACUGUAAAGACAUCAAGUUAUGCAUAGCCUUUUGUUUUUACAAAUUCUGGGCAACAUAGUUGACAAAUCAUGAAUAUAGCUCAUUUGUCAAAACACUGACAUACCCGGUAGCCCGUCAGUCUCUAGCAUAAACUCCCUUGACAUCCUCUUUCACCUCUGGCACUCAGGACUUUUCUUGGACUUUUGAGAUCAGUGGUUAAGAUUCGGGAAACAUGAGAUAUCUUGGAAAAGAUUAAAUCUGUCAUUACUCUGUUUGUACUGUAAAUACUGUAAGAUAAACAUAUGAUCUUUCAUAUUUGGUUUUAUGAAAACAUUUAUGGCAAUAUGGGUCCAUGGAGUAGCUACUUGUGUUGAUAUUUGUGAUAUUUGUGACGAUGAUAUUUUGUUUUUCACCACUCUUAGCACAUCUUGUCAGGUAUGAAUAUCCAAUAGCAUAUUUCUUAUGUCUGCAAAUGUCCAUUAUUUUCAAAAGAAUAAUCUUUUGAUUAUUUUCUCGAUUGAUCAAUUAAUAGAUUGAUUAGUGUUUUUUAGAAAAUAGUUCCCAGGUUCCAGUGUGGUGUUUUCAAAUAGUUGGAUUUGUCCAAUAUACAAUCCAAAACUGAAAGAUAUUCACAUUACUGUCAUAUAAGACAAAAAAGCUUGAACCAGCAAUGUUUUUUAAUUUUUUUUUCUGUUCAAACUGUUAAACCGAUUAUCAAAAUAAUUGCACAUUUUCUAUUGAUCAGCUAAUUGAUUAAUUGGCUGAUUACUAGCUCUAGUGUUGUUCAUCUGUAGGGCAAAAUAACACAAUGCCCUACAUCAACAAAGCACUCAGAAAUGCAGCUGAGAUGGUUCAUGAAUACACUCAGUCCACUCCUUUGUUUUUUACUUGCAGUAAGAACCUUUGAGGUUUGAUCAAAGCUAAUCCCGUGGGAGCUGAAUGUGUAUUGGCACAAUUUUGCCACAAGAUGGCAGCAUGAUAUACAUGUUGGCACUGGUCUUAAUUUUCUCACUCUGUUCUGUUGAUGACUUGAAUACUCCAAUAUCAAUUAAUACAUCAUAAUUUAUGACCCAUUUUG